AUGAAAUCAAGGAAAGAGGAAAUAAUCCUGUGCCAUGCCUCCAAAUUGGUCACAGCUAAUUUUCUCACGGCUAGCUACUCCACAGUUGAGAACUACCUACCAGCGUCAGAUGUGGCCGUUCUCUUCGCACUGAUCGCCUGCCCCAGAGCCGGUUAUAUCGGAGGCUACGCAGCCGCUCCAGCACUUACCUACGGCGCUAGCUAUGGAGCCGCAUACGGCUAUGGUGCUGGUUACGGUUACGCAGCCCCAGCUGUUACCGCCGUAGCCCAUGCUCCAGCAGUCUCCUAUGCCGCUCCAGCUGUAUCCUAUGCUGCUCCUGCUGUUGCUACCGUAGCUCACGCUCCAGUUGCUGUUGCCCAUGCUCCAGUCGCUACCUCCUAUUCUAGCUCCUACAGAACAGUCAACAAGCCUGUCGCAGUAGCUGCCCCAGCUAUCUCCUACGCCGCUCCAGCAGUUGCCACCGUAGCUCAUGCUCCAGCAGUGUCCUAUGCUACUCCAGUCGCCGCUGUAGCCCACGCCCCAGCCGUUGCCACUAUCGCUCAUGCUCCAGUCAACUAUGGUCUCGGCCUGAGGUCUGCCAACGAUCUUGGCAGCUAUGGAUACGGUCUUGGAUACAGAUCUGCCUACAGUCUUGGAUACAGGUGUACCUACGGUCUUGGCUAUGGAUAUGGUGGAUACGGACUUGGAACUACCCUAGUUCAUCAUUAA
Nezara viridula (southern green stink bug) is the source of this 708-nucleotide messenger RNA. The record is from the annotation of a GenBank genome assembly. NCBI's taxonomy places the organism in Eukaryota, Metazoa, Arthropoda, Insecta, Hemiptera, Pentatomidae.